AUGUCUCUGCAGCAAGAUCUAGCUUCUGCUCAGGAGGACCUUGACUCUGCUCAGGAGAGUCUAGCUUCCACUGAACAUGACCUGGCGACUGCCCAAGAUGAGAUCAAGCAGCGAGAUAAUCAGAUCAAGUUGCGAGACGGUCAGAUCAAAGUGCGAGACAACGAGAUCAGAGCACGCGACAAGGAACUCAAGUCACGAGAUGACGAGAUCAGAAAUCUUCAAGCUCAAAUCCGCAGGCUAAAUGCGCAUAUUGAGAAACAGGACAUUACCAUUAGAACACAAUCUCGAACAAUUCAAGAUCCAAGGUCCUUACGCCAACGUCGUAUGGAAGAGACUUCAUCAUCUCUAUCUGCCACCGCACGACCUUGGUCUCCACAGAAUGCUCAGUCGCUGGUUGGCCCUAUACAAUCACUAUCACUUGGUGGACCACAACAAUUCGUUGCUGGCAACAGCGACAGCACUCAGUAUUAUCCACCCCAUGGCUAUGCAAUUGGUCUAGCGCCACGAAUGCAAUACCAAAUGCCAUAUCCCGUUGAGCCGACAGUCCCUCCCAUGGGCACUCAGUUCGAGUUGAAUGGCACCACUGCAGGCGUACGUUUGCAGGGGCUUUUCAAUCCUAGACCCUCAGUUGGGGGCCCAAACCAAAUGCACAUGCAUCCUCAAAGUACUAUGCACCAGGCGGCUUUCAAUACACCAGCGAGCAACUCAGAUGCAUAUGGGGACACCGCAUAUUCAGGCAUCGAGUUUGAGGCCAAGACAACAGAUUUCGGUGGACGCUUUCGCUCUCUGUGGGCAAAGAUCGAUACAUUCGGCAGAAUUUAUGUCAUCAAAAAUGAGUUGCACCCUAAGGACAUUCCAGCACCAUUGAAAGAGUACAUGAUGCUCGAUCCUAAGACAGCCGUCGCUGUUCGGUACCUCAAUCAUGCGAUAACCAAGCCCAUGUGUGUCGCCAAGGUGAUCAAUUUUUAUCUGAGCAAGAAGGUGCUCAAAUACACCGAAAUCAUCAAGAACCUUAGUCCCAAUAUUGACAGCGAAAUUUUUAUCGCGAAAAGAAAAAUGACAAUGGCCGCGAUAGAGAUCCCCAAUAGUGCCAGACAUUGCCUUCUUGAAAAAGUCGCCGACCAGAUGGCCAUCGCACGACAAAAGCCGAAUUUUGCCGAAUUCUGCUCUAUCAACCGGGAGAAUUACGUCGCCGAGCUGCUUGAGAUGUUGAAGCCUCUGGUGACAUCCAUGGAAGACAACAACAGCAUGCACGAAUCGCUUAAAGACAUCGUCACAGAAGCGCAGAGGAUUGGUAUCGACCUUUAUUCCUACCCCUAUGAUGUCCGCGUCCACUUCCCUGAAUUGAAUGAGACAUACGAUCCUACGGUCAUGGUGAAUCUCGACCCUUCGCUGAACGCCAAUCUACUUCGUGCUAGGGUUGGUAUGUCGGUUACACCAUACAUACGACUCGGAUUUGUCAACUGUGAGCCAAUCCGCAUGCGGAUUGUCUGCAGUGCGAAAGUCUUCACUGGAGUUCCUGGUGAAAAGACCACUCAAAAACACAUUUCCGGAAGUUCCUCUUGA
Talaromyces amestolkiae is the source of this 1566-nucleotide messenger RNA. RefSeq lists its product as uncharacterized. Lineage: Eukaryota; Fungi; Ascomycota; Eurotiomycetes; Eurotiales; Trichocomaceae. Bases 1 to 1566 code for a protein of 521 amino acids. The transcript has 2 exons. The record is from RefSeq and is a predicted model, not a curated record.